Messenger RNA from Lycium ferocissimum, 1008 nucleotides. RefSeq lists its product as uncharacterized. Gene Ontology annotation, molecular function: zinc ion binding. The transcript is spliced from 2 exons. The record is from RefSeq and is a predicted model, not a curated record. NCBI's taxonomy places the organism in Eukaryota, Viridiplantae, Streptophyta, Magnoliopsida, Solanales, Solanaceae. Bases 1 to 1008 code for a protein of 335 amino acids.
AUGAUAUGGGGAACACCGGAACACAUACGCGCAGAUUAUCGGUACGAGAUUGAAAAAGCAAAUGAAGAUAGCUUUACGGCUUUGGAGGUUCAAGAUGACAAACUUUUAUAUUUUUUUGUUGCCUAUGGGCCAUGCAUAAGAGGAUUUAAGAACAUAAGAAAUGUCCUCGCCGUGGAUGAGACUUUUUUAACGGGCCAAUUUGGUGGUGUAAUGCUAAUUGCAAUGCCAAAUACAAAUGAGUUAUCCAUCAUAUCAGACAGAAAUGCGAGCAUAAAGAAAGCAAUUGCUACAGUUUACGAUCAAGCUCAUCAUGGAGUAUGUACCAGGCACCUUGGGGAAAAUAUUCGUACAAACUACCAUGUUGGUUCUUCAAUCCUUGGUCUAUACUAUGACGCAUCAAAUGCGUAUCGAGUCGAAGAGUUCAAUGAGUAUUUAGAAGAAAUUCGACGCAAAGGUUAUGGUAAUGUUGUUGAAUACCUCAAGAAUGAUGUUGGUUUCGAACGGUGGAGUAGAGUUCAUUUUCCAAGAAGAAGGUAUGAUGUCAUGACAUCCAAUAUUGCAGAGUCUGUGAAUGCCAGACUUGUAAUUGAAAGAGAAUAUCCCAUCAUUACUUUAUUUAAUGCAAUUCAAAGGAUGUUGUGUCGAUGGUUCCAUGAGCGUCGUGGUCCAACGUUGUGCACGAGUAACUAUUUAGCUCUAACGACAAAUACUUUAGUGCGAGAAACUAGACGUGAAAUAAUAGACAAAUUAUCUGUACAACAACUUCACGUGAAUGAGUUUAUUGUUCAAGGGUAUGGUCAGGAUGCAAGAGUUAACAUCAACGACAAAACAUGCUCUUGUAGGGUGUGGGAUCUUCAGCAAUUGCCUUGUGCCCAUGCAUUGGCAGCACUCAGAGCUCAGCGAUUACCAGACUAUGGUGAGAGAGUUUACAAUCUAUGUUCACCAUAUUAUUCAGCAGAAUUCCAUCGGUUGGCUUAUUCAGAGAUUAUAAACCCCGUUCCUCCAUAA